Molecule: messenger RNA, 417 nt
Organism: Pogoniulus pusillus (Red-fronted tinkerbird)
Lineage: Eukaryota; Metazoa; Chordata; Aves; Piciformes; Lybiidae
Product: basic phospholipase A2 sphenotoxin subunit B-like
Exons: 4
Coding region: 1-417 (138 amino acids)
Biological process (GO): arachidonate secretion; phospholipid metabolic process; lipid catabolic process
Molecular function (GO): calcium ion binding; phospholipid binding
Source: RefSeq, a predicted model, not a curated record
AUGAACUCUCUCCUGACCUUUGCUCUGCUCUUUGCUUUGGGCUUGUGCCCAGCUCAUGGGAGUGUCUUGGAGCUGUACAAGAUGAUCAGCAGAGCGACAGGGAAGAAUGCUCUGCUGCACUACUCCUUGUACGGCUGCUACUGUGGCCUGGGGGGCAAAGGAGCACCCAAGGAUGCCUCAGACAAGUGCUGCCAGGUGCACGAUCAGUGCUACGAUAACCUCCUGAGCUACCACUGCGAUGCCAAGGUGCAGGGCUACAGCUACAGCCAGCGUGGGGGCCGCCCCACCUGCAAAAGAGGCUCCUGGUGUGCCCAGCACUCCUGCGAGUGUGACCGCAGCCUGGCGCUCUGCCUGAAGAGCAACGUCCAGAGCUACAGCAUCUGGCACCUCCUCCACGCCAGGAACAAGUGCCAGUGA